Frankliniella occidentalis (western flower thrips) is the source of this 5183-nucleotide messenger RNA. Its product is annotated as neuroligin-2-like. The record is from RefSeq and is a predicted model, not a curated record. The transcript is spliced from 12 exons. Bases 417 to 3797 code for a protein of 1126 amino acids. Gene Ontology annotation, cellular component: cell surface; postsynaptic membrane; synapse. Lineage: Eukaryota; Metazoa; Arthropoda; Insecta; Thysanoptera; Thripidae. Gene Ontology annotation, biological process: postsynaptic membrane assembly; presynaptic membrane assembly; chemical synaptic transmission. Gene Ontology annotation, molecular function: signaling receptor activity; neurexin family protein binding.
CGCCCGCCCCAGUGCCAGUCAGUUCCGAGACCCGGUCGAGGGAUCAACACCGGCAGAGCUGUGCCGCGCUGCCGCCGCCGCGCGCCGUGUCGUGUUUCAGUCCGCAUCUGCCGGCCCUGUCCGCCGGACUAGAUAAAAACCAAACAAACGCCGAGUCGAGUCGAGUCGAGCCGAGCCAAGCCGAGCCGCCGCGCGGGCGAGGUUGUACGCGGGUUUGGGUUUGGGUCAUUGUUUGUGACAGUGUAGACGAGCCUGGAUGGUGAGCGGAUGUCGUUGAGCCGCUAAGCGCGCAAAGAGCAGUUGCUAAUAAUUAUUACAGUGUCGUGGUGUUGUGAUGUGAUUUGUGCCGUUGAGGAUUACAUAACCUAACUUGUUCAGCCGGAUGGCGGGCCUGACGAUGGAGGGCGUGCGCUAGGAUGGGCGGCCCUCCUGGGGGCCUGGGGCCGAGGUCGGGGCCGGGGCCGGGGUCGGGGGCCUGGCUCUGGCUGGGCCUGGCGUUGCUGGUGCUGGGUGGGGCGGACGCCCUGACGCCCGGCACCACUACCCAGUUUCCCCAGCAGGCCUCCACGUCGACGGCCAGGUACCGACUGCCCCUGGGGGAGGCCACCGUGUCGCCUCGGGUCGUGGAGACGCGCUACGGCCGGCUGCAGGGCCUCCACCUGCCCCUCCGGGACUCGCACCGCCACCUCAAGAACCUCAACGUGUGGCUGGGCGUGCCGUACGCCACGCCGCCCGUCGGCGGCAACCGCUUCAGCCCGACGCGCACGCCGUCGCCGUGGGAGGGCGUGCGGCCCGCCACCUCGCCGGGCCCCGCCUGCCCGCAGAGCCCGCCGGACGUGCACAACGAGACCCUGGCGCUGCUGCGGAUGCCGCGCGCGCGCCUGCACCAGCUGCGCCGCCUGCUGCCCUUCACCAGCCGCCAGAGCGAGGACUGCCUCUACCUCAACAUCUACGCGCCCGCGCAAGAGGCCGGCGAGUCGACGCGCAAGCCCGUCCUGGUGUUCAUCCACGGCGAGUCGUACGAGUGGAACACGGGCAACGCCUACGACGGCAGCGUGCUGGCCGCCUACGCGGACGUCGUCGUGGUCACCGUCAACUACCGCCUCGGGAUACUGGGCUUCCUCAACGCCAACCCCGCCCCGGGCGUGGUGGCCCGCGUCGCCAACUACGGCCUGAUGGACCAGCUGGCCGCGUUGCACUGGCUGCAGCAGAACGCCGCGCUGUUCGGCGGCGACCCGUCCAGCGUCACGCUCAUGGGCCACGGCUCGGGGGCGGCCUGCAUCCAGUUCCUCAUGGUGUCGCCGACCUCGACGCCGGGCCUGUUCCACCGCGCUCUCCUGCUGUCCGGGUCGGCGCUGUCCUCGUGGGCGCUGGUGGAGGACCCCGUGCAGUUCGCCGUGCGGCUGGCCCACCAGGUGAACUGCUCGCUGCCCGACGACCUGCUGCGCGACCACGAGAUGAUCGUAGACUGCCUGCGCGAGGCGCCGCUCAGCGCGCUGCUCCGCGCCGACGUGCGCCCGCCCACCUUCCUGUCGGCCUUCGGCCCCUCGGUGGACGGCGUGGUCAUCAAGCACGACGUGAUGCGCCAGCUGCUGACGGCGCCGCUCGCCGGCCAGGAGCGCGCGCCCAGGGACGGCUUCUCGGUCUUCGAAGGCUACUCUGACGACAACCCGGGCGCGUUCUCUGCGGCCGCCGCCAAGCUGUUCCCGCCAGGCCUCGGCAGCAAGGGCUACGACUUGCUCUUCGGCGUGGUGACGGGCGAGGCGCUGUUCCGCUUCCCGGAGCGGGACCUGCAGAACGGCUUCGAGCCCGACCGCAGGGACAGGAUCCUGCGCACGUACGUCCGCAACGUGUACUCGUACCACCUGCACGAGAUCUUCUCCACGGCCGUCAACGAGUACACGGACUGGGAGCGCACCGAGCUGCACCCCAUCAACACCCGAGACGCCACCGUGUCGGCGCUGAGCGACGCCCAGUUUGUGGCGCCCGUCGUGCAGAUGGCGGACCUGCUGUCCGCGGCGGCCGGCGUGGAGCGCGGUCCUGGGGGUGGCGGCGGAGGCGGCGGCCGCGACCACGGCGGUGACGACCUCGACGGCCGCGACCCCCACGGCGGCGACCUGUCGGGCCUGGACGGCGGGGAGGACGGACACGGGCACGAGCACCACAGCCACGGCGACAACAGGGCCUACUUCUACGUGUUCGACUACCAGUUCAAGGACAGCGAGUACCCCCAGCGGAUGGGCACGGCGCACGGCGAGGAGCUGCCCUUCGUGUGGGGCGCGCCGCUCGUGGGCGGCUGGCCGGGGCCCUUCGCCCGCAACUACACCAAGGCCGAGGUGGGCCUCUCGGAGGCCAUCAUCAUGUACUGGGCCAACUUCAUCCGCACUGGCAAUCCGAAUCCGUCCUCCAACGCGGACGUCGUCCUGCCCGUCUCCCGCGAGAAGAACCGCUUCCGGGGCCUGACGUGGGGCCAGUACGACGCGGGGCACCAGAAGCACCUGGAGAUCAGUCUCAAGCCGCGACUCAAGAACCACUUCCGCGCCCACCAGCUGUCCGUGUGGCUGCGGCUCAUCCCCGAGCUGCACCGCGCCGGCAUGGAGGACGUGGUGGGCCGCCACAACAUGUUCCGCAACCAUCACGACCCGGGCCUGUACGACGGGCUGGUGCGCGGCCCGUCCCUAAGCGCUGCGGGGCAAGGUGGCCGCCGGUUCGGAAACAUCUCCCUCCCGGACACGGUGACGACGCUGCCGACGCCGGUGACGACGUGCAUCGGCGUGAUACACUACCGGACGCAGCCCACCGGCGUGGCCGUCAACGGCAGCAGCGACGCGGAGGCGGCGGCCACUGAGGCCAACAAGGCGUACUCCACGGCCCUGGGCGUGACCAUCGCCAUCGGCUGCUCGCUGCUCAUCCUCAACAUGCUCAUCUUCGCCGGCGUCUACUACCAGCGCGACCGCACGCGCAUGGAGGUGAAGAGCUUGCAGAAGCAGCAACAGCAGCAGCAGCAGGGCCACUUCGGCGGCGGCAGCAAGGGCAAGUACCUGGGCUGCCCCAGCGCGGCGGUGGACGUGGACCGCGAGCAGGCCGCCAUGAUGCUGUCGGCCAGCACGCCGCCUGGCGCCCACCCCGGCGGCUACCCGUCCAACUCGUACGGCUCGUCCUCGGGCGGCAUGUACCUGGCCACCAUCAAGGAGCAGCCGUCCCGCGCGCCCUGUCAGCCGUGCCAGCCCUGCCAGCCGUGCCAGGCGGACGGGAUGCACCUGCCGCCGCCCCCGCCGCCCGAGAUGUUCCAAACGACGCUGGUGCCGCCGCCGCCGCCGGCCGCGUCGUCGGGGGCCUCCAGGGGCAACCACGUGCACACGGCCACGCUGCCGCGCAACGCACACCUCACGGCCGAGACGUCCCUGUCGACGCCCAACGGGUCACUGCCGUACUUCUCGCUGCCCAGGUCGGCCUGUCGCGGGGGCCGCGCCAAGCAGCAGCAACAGCAGCACCAACAGCAGCACCAACAGCAGCACCAGCAGCAGCAGCACCAGCAGCAGCAACACCAGCAGCAACACCAGCAGCAACACCAGCAGCAACAGCAGCAGCAACACCAGCAGCUCAGCCAGCAGCUCAGCCAGCACCUGCAGCACAGUCCCCCCGAGUGUCAGCGACUCAUUCACGGCGGGGGCGUGGGGGCCGCGGGCGGGGGCGGCGCGGUGACCACCAUCAACGCGGGUGGGCCCGCGGGGGGCGGCGGCGUUAGCACGGCCAUCGGCGUGCCCAGCGCGGCGCUCAGCGAGAUGCGCGUCUGAUAUGAGGCUCCGCCGCCCGGCAGCGGCGGCGGGACAGCCACAACGCCCCGGCCCAAGAAGAACGCCAGCGUGACCUUCAUCAGACUUUAAGACUUCGUGUGGUGGCCAGCUCCGGUACGGGGGACACAUGGUCAGGAUUCAUGCUUAGGUUACUCAAAGUGCAACAGGAUCAAUUGUCCGUCACUGAUUCGCUGCCUUACAAUGAAAUAUUUUUGCCUCAGCUGCCGCCGAUUCUCCAUGUGCUGUUAAAUAAUGAAGUUUUGUGAAAAGUUUGUUUUUUAUGUAAUGAUUGUCUGGAAGCCUUCUGAGGGGCAUUUAAGUGCCAAUAUUAAAGUUUAAUGAGUGAAUAUCUGCCGCAACGUUGUGAUCUGGUAGCCCUGGAUCUCUCCCUUUGUCUUUGUCAGUAUUGUCACAUAUCUAUUAAUGAAAUAUUGCCUCAAAGGACAAGGGCUGAUCUAAUGGUUAUUUAAUUUUGCUUACCUGGCCAUCCCCAUUGGUAAAUAUAUCACUUUUUUAAACAACUAAGAACUACAAUUGACAAUCAAUAUUCGAUUGUUAGGAUUGAAUUUAUGCUCUUUCUUCAUUCCAUUAACUGUGACUGAUUUAGUCCCUCAUAUAUUGAAGUACGCUCAUUAUGUUGUUUUCUUGAAGAGCAGCAAUUCACUGCCAGGAGAACCUCGAAAAUAUAUUUGUCAGUUGAAGUACAAGUGGAUCUUGUUUUAUAAAAUCUAUGGUUGCGUUAAACAGACUGUCUGUAAAUUAAGAUUAUUGUGAUAUCCUUUGACCACUUAAUGUACAUAUUUCUGUAAAAUAUUAGUGGUCUAAAAUGUGCCUGUGUUGAAUGAGUGGGUUGCUUUUAAGCAUGUGAGCGAUUGAUUAUUUGAAUGAAUGUGUGUGCGUGUUAUGUCUGAAAUAUUUUACACCAAUGUUAAAGCGGUUAGAUAUUUUCAAUUAUUUUAUUCAAUGUUAUUUUUAAAUAUUGAUAUCAUGAGAAAAGGUGAACCUUUCUCAUGCUUGAUAGUGAUGUUGUUUAGUCACCAGGUUACAAUACAAACGAUCCUCACAAUGAAUGUUUUGACCUAGAACAUGUUCAUGAAUAAUGAAAAAACAAAAAAGGCAAAGUCAUUGGUAGUAGAUGUCUUCUGGGUUUGAAUGUUACAAAUUAGUUAUUUCUCUUGGCCUACGCGAAUUUUGCCAACAGUUUUAUAUUAUGAAUGCUAGAGAUUACUUAUCUGUAAAAGUAUUCCAGUAACAACUGGUGACAUAAAAUGUCCAGCCACUCUGUUUUCAUCAUUUCUAUUUUUUCCACAAUUUUUUCUGUUUGUGGUUAUUUAAUUAAAUUGAUCUUUGCAAUAAAACAUAAAUAAAACAAGAGUUGAUGAUCUA